AGCCCGCCCAAUUUCCUGGAUGCCACGGGUCAAAUUCAGUCGAUCAAGGUAAUUGAAACCGCAGACCCGGAACCAGAUGGCCAAUUGGUCGAUCUGGAGACCACCGAGACCGCCGGUGUUGGCAACGAAGAGUGGAAGAAUGAGGUGUCCGAUGCCACCUUAGGAGGGAUUCUUGACGUAACCCCAUCUGCAAGCGCCGCACUUGCCCAAAGUGAAUACCUGCUCGAAAUUGAAAUGCUCAAGUCUGAAGUCCAGCGGGUGCAAAACGAGGGCAGAAACAUUCAGGACCACCUGCUCGAUCGGAUUAGGACCUUGGAGAAAGAAAUAAAGACUCUUGUUCAGGUGAAAUCAAGACAAGACGAGCAACUGACGGUGUUGAUUGACGAGGUGAGGAACCGGACUGCCACGUCGUCUGCCUCAGAGGAGAAGUACGUCAAGGUUCGCGAUGCCUACGCGAAACUCCGUGACGAGCACGUGAAAACACUCAAGCAGCUAAGCGGCCUUCAAGCUCAAUGUAGUCAACUCCAAACCACACCAAACAACUGCGGUGAUUCUCAGACACGCAAUGAGUUGAUGGAGCGUCUGCGUCGCGCAGCAUGCGACAAGGCGACCGAGGCCUCCAACGCCAUCGCCGCUCUCCUCGAUAAUCCCGACUUUGUUCAGUGUCGAAGUUAUGCCGAUCUCGUCACCAGCUUCGGCGCAAUGGCCAGUGCAAAGUUGCUUCUUCUGAAAGAAAUCCUUUCCGAUGCGAAUGCUACCGAUUCUGACCUCCUGCCACUGGAAGUCGCCAGCCUUGCGGCUUACCUCAACGAGGCGGUGCUGCACGCCAAGGCCCUGUCCAAUUCUGCUGCCUCAAUUGAGAAGUCCGAUGAACUUGCGGCGCUAUGCAGGCGUUGUCUCAGCGACAGCCUCGCGAUUUACUCCAACGCGUCGUCGAGUGAACUCGAUCAGUUGCGGCGGUCGGAGGCUGUCCGCCACGUGGACAGUCUAGUGGCCGGUCUUGGGCGCAUUCAGGUCCUCGCGAAGGAGUUCAAGCCGCAAGUCAGGGACGUCAGCCUCGACGAUCUGGCGGGCUCGUUGGAAGAGGAGAUGCGGCACACCGAGGAGCUCAUAGCGAGGGCUGAGGCCAGGUUCAGGGAGUUGCUGGAGGAGUCCAAGGCCUCGAUGACGGGCAUUCAGUUGGAGGUGCACAGCAAGAUCCUGGAUAGCUGCACAGAAUUGAUGUCUGCCAUUGCUCUGCUGGUUGUAAAGUCCCGUGAACUCCAAGAAGAGAUCGUCAAUGAGGGCAGGGCAAGUUUCUUUGCGUUUGAAAACACACCUUACUGCAAAUUCAACGGAACUGCGACGGUCAAAGAGUUCUACAAACGCCACAACCGUUGGACCGAGGGCCUAUUCUCCGCGGCCAAGUCUGUUGGUGCAGGAGCCAAUCUGCUUGUGUACGUCGUUUCGUGCUUUUCCUGUGUAUUUUGUGAACGCCUGCAUAUUCAUUACCUACACGAAAGAGUUAUCGCCCAAAGCUUGUGCCUAGUCAAACCGAACUAA
Molecule: messenger RNA, 1542 nt
Organism: Mesocestoides corti
Lineage: Eukaryota; Metazoa; Platyhelminthes; Cestoda; Cyclophyllidea; Mesocestoididae
Source: the annotation of a GenBank genome assembly